ACUUCCGUGUUCUGGCGUCCGUCGGAGAGUUUUGUGUGCGUCUACGACAGAAACUUUAUGUGACGACGCUCUAAAUGAUCGUAUUCAGUGUGUAGUAACUUAAUUUAUCUCCGAGUUCGGAGUUAGCGGCUGAACUGAUGGCGGACGGUCGAGGAGCAGAGAAAGAAGAGGAGCAGGGCGCUGUGGGAGGAGAAGAUGUUAUUGAUGAUCCCAUCCUAGAAGAAGGAGCAGUGGUCCUCAGAGGGUAUGUCAUUGGGCGUAUAAAUACAGAGGACCCAGACCGAUACGUGACAUCUGAAGACCUAGGAGGAAGGCCAAAUGAACAACAAGAACCUCAAGUGAAACAAGUGGUGGAACAGCUGCUCAAGAUCGCAGAAGACCUGAACCGAAGUGUUGAACUCCAGCAGCUGAUCAAUGCAGUUCAACCCAACUGUGCUCAGGACAUCUUCAUGAAAGUGGCCAGGAGCAUCUUUGCUGAUGGUAUCAACUGGGGUCGAGUCGUGGCUCUCUUUCAUCUGGCCUACAGACUCAUAUACAGGGCACUGACCACCAACCAUUUAGAAAACAUCCAAAUUGUCAUCAGCUGGGUCCUGCAGGUCAUCAAAGAUCAACUCUACAACUGGAUCAUACAGCAGGGAGGCUGGGAGGGCGUUGUACGGAGUUUUUCUCACUGGCGGACAGCAGCCGUUGUGGCAUCGGUGGUGCUGGUAGCGACCUUCGUUUACUACAGGAGGCUGCGUUGAGUCCAGUGGAUGUCACUGGUCUGCCUUCAGGAUAAACACAGCCAGACAGUUUUCUUUUAUUCACGAUAACCACUUCCCACCAUCUUCCUAAAUGAGUGGAGGUGAAGAGCUUGUAUGUAGAGGAGGAGAACUUCCUGUCAUCUCAGGUUCCUGAGAAGGGAAAAA
Messenger RNA from Thalassophryne amazonica, 908 nucleotides. RefSeq lists its product as uncharacterized. The transcript has 6 exons. Gene Ontology annotation, molecular function: protein heterodimerization activity; protein homodimerization activity; channel activity. Gene Ontology annotation, cellular component: mitochondrial outer membrane. Bases 138 to 743 code for a protein of 201 amino acids. The record is from RefSeq and is a predicted model, not a curated record. Gene Ontology annotation, biological process: positive regulation of apoptotic process; extrinsic apoptotic signaling pathway in absence of ligand; intrinsic apoptotic signaling pathway in response to DNA damage. Lineage: Eukaryota; Metazoa; Chordata; Actinopteri; Batrachoidiformes; Batrachoididae.